This is a messenger RNA of Podarcis raffonei (Aeolian wall lizard), 1673 nucleotides long. It is a transcript of the gene TEX26, whose product is annotated as testis expressed 26. The record is from RefSeq and is a predicted model, not a curated record. NCBI's taxonomy places the organism in Eukaryota, Metazoa, Chordata, Lepidosauria, Squamata, Lacertidae. Gene Ontology annotation, cellular component: cytoplasm. The transcript has 7 exons. Bases 203 to 1072 code for a protein of 289 amino acids.
CCUUGGUCACAAUAACAAGCCCGGCGCCGGGGCAACCGAGCGGCCAGCAGCGCCCAGGGUGUCCCCCGCCGCCUCCCGACAGCUCAGCUGCCCGUCUUGGCGCGGCAUCCUCCCUUCGCCAUCUCGCCCCGCGUCUCUUCUGCGCCCCCCUCGCCGGCAGCGGAAUACAGCGCUCGGGUGGGUUGGAGCUAACCCGGCCCGCAUGGAGCCCCCAGAGCGCGAGGCCGGCCCUCUCCUGCCGCCCAUCCAUGGCACCGCCAUGCCGCCGCCACCGGCCUCCAUUCCCUUUGUCCCUCCGUGGAGACCCAGGUCAGCGCGACCGGCGCCCCCGGUAGGCAGACUAAAGUGGGAUCCUUAUGAAACGACAAUGAGACACGAUUUUGUCUUUAAUCCUGCAACAGAUCCUGGUGCAGAUUGUGCCAGAGCAGGCAAAGGGCAUGUCAUUCCCUUUCAAGUAGAUGAGCCUACUGGAAGGAAUAACUACAGAGAUGAGUUCUGUUGGAAGCCUUAUUCCAAGGCUGAACCUAUAAGGGCUGGCUCUGCAAGGAGAAACAAUCCUCAGCCUGGAGAACGGUUCCUGAUUUGGCAAAUGCCUCGAGAGGAAACACCAAUAUCUAUAGAAAGUUAUUCACCUUGGACGAAACCUAUUAGUAAGCAAGAGAUCGAGGAUGUAUUAAAAAAACAGUAUAAAACAGCUUACGCAAGAGAUUAUUUAGGAAUACAACCAGGUGCUCCAAGAGAUGGUGCUCCUGCUCCUUCAGACUGGAAAAUGUUAGUCCCCAAGCCACCAGAUACUGAAUUCAGGCAUAAUUACCAGCCCCAAGCCAAUAAUCCAGAUUUAAGGGACUAUACUUGGAAAUACGGAUGUAAUGCGAAGCGCCAUAUUCCAGUGAAAGGCACUGUUCCUUCAGUAUCUUUUGCUCAGAUCUGGAAUCAUGAACAUACCAAACAUCUGACCACAUACCAAAGAGAUUUUGGGAAAGAUUAUAAUGAGAUCCUGUCUGUUUUGAAUUCUUUAGACCCAGAAGAAAUUAAAGCAUAUGUGGACAGAGCUCCUCAUCCAGGUGGCUGACUAGAUCCAGGUCUACUUAGUGACAGAAGCACACCAGGCAUCUUUGUUUCCUCCUAUUAAGUUUGAUGUGAUGGCCGAAUUAUCUGUGCUGUUUUGGUGACUAUAUACGAAGCCAGUGAGUUAUUUUCUCCACCUUCCCUCCCGCUUUGUAGGGUUUUUCUGGGACUUUCUCCCUGAAGGGUUACAGGGCAGUGCUCUUUCUCUUUUCCUUUGCUCUGUGAUGAUUGCCAUAUAUUCUUUUUUUCUUGAAAGAGGCUCUGUGCAUGGCAGAGAUUCAGCAGGCUCCAUUUUCCUCCAGAUGGAGCCGCAGUAACACAGGGAUAAGGGAACCUAUGGCACUCCAACUCCCAUCAGCUCCAGCCAGCAUGGCCAAUGUGCUAGGGAUUCUGGGAGUUGUAGUCCAGCAACACUGGGAGGGCCACUGGUUCCUCAUCCCUGCAGUAACAGGUGGAAAGCUGCACCUUUUGAAUUUCUGUUUCUCAUGCAGCCGCCAAAGGCACAGACCCUCUGUCAAGGAAAAACAACAUAUUCCUAGCCUAUUUUUUUAUUUUCCAGGUAUUUCCUAUAGGAAGCCCAGAAGGAUUUCCUCUGAAAAAUAUAG